Dacryopinax primogenitus is the source of this 2082-nucleotide messenger RNA. Its product is annotated as cytochrome P450. Bases 400 to 1593 code for a protein of 397 amino acids. Gene Ontology annotation, molecular function: iron ion binding; monooxygenase activity; heme binding. Lineage: Eukaryota; Fungi; Basidiomycota; Dacrymycetes; Dacrymycetales; Dacrymycetaceae. The transcript has 7 exons. The record is from RefSeq and is a predicted model, not a curated record.
GCCUGCCACAUGAUGCUGGUUGCCGCGCUUGUCCUCGUUAUUACCCUGAUUGCAGUUGCGAUUACCCGAGAUAUACAUCGGAAGUGGACCACCUGCCUUCCUAGCGGUCCCAAAGGCUCUCUACUUGUUGGGAACCUCUUCCAGAUUCCUCCUACAUUUCUGCAUCGGAAGUUGCACGAAUGGUCACUAAAGCAUGGGCCGCUCUAUGCCUUCUGGAUAGGCAGUCAAGCCUACGUUGUUGUCAACAGCGUGCGGGUUGCGGGGGAUAUCUUGGAUAGAAAAUCGGGCGUGACCAGCGACAGGCCGAUAAUGAUUAAGGCGCGUCAGUUCUAUGUACGUGAUCAGCUAUUACAGACCGUUGGUCACACACUCCGGCAAGUCCUAUCUACAACCUGAGUUAUGUCUCUCGCUGAGCAUAGCUGUAGGUGGAGAGCAUAUCGUCGCGCCAUUCAUGCCAACAUGAAUGUUCGUGCUGCUACCCGUUUCUACCCUAUGCAUGAAAAUGACGCAGCAUAUUUCACUCUUGGUCUUCUACAAUAUCCGGAGAAGGAAUAUGACAAGCACUGUCAUAGGUUCGCCACGUCGAUGAUAUCGGGCGCUCUCUAUGGGAAAAGGAUCGAUCAUAAGGAUGGCAGUGGGAUUCUGCAGAAGGUCGAAGAGCUCACGCAAGAGUUGAUGGAUACUAUUUUGCCCCAAAACAAUAUUGUUGAUAACCUCCCCUUCCUCGAGCCGGUGAUACGCAGAGUGAAGUGGCUGCGGAGGCAGGCCGACUGCUGGCACGACCAAGUUAUACAGGAGGGUUACCGCCUUUACAAUGACGCUAAGCGAACUGAUAAUUGGGAUUCAACUACGAUUGUGCAGGAUUUUGAAGCAAACCGGGACAAAUAUGGUCUGUCUCGUGAUGAAGCGAUGUGGAACACAUUUUCCCUGUAUAUUGCAGGGCAAGAGACCACCCAUUCUGUGAUGCGCGUCUUUGCACUGGCAAUGCUCCACAAUCCUGCAGUCAUGCGGGCGGCCCAGACACAGCUAGACGCUAUCUGCGAGAAUCGAACUCCCACAUUUGAGGAUAGGUCUAGACUCCCGUACAUCGAAGCUAUCGCCUUCGAGGCAGCUCGCUGGAUGCCCCCUGUACCACUCAGUCUCUUCCACCGGGCAUCUGCGGAUUUUGAGUACGAAGGGUACACAAUACCUAAAGGCACAGUUCUCAUCGACAACCUUUGGAGCCAAACACGUGAUGCUUCGGUCUAUCCCGAUCCAGAGGCAUUCAAUCCCUCACGAUAUCUUGAUCAGACGACCGGUAACCGGCUUCCCGCCGCUGCUGAUACACAUAACAGCCUCCUCGCGUUCGGCCAUGGACGACGUGUUUGCCCAGGACGUGCCUUUGCUCUGAACAGCGUUUUCAUCGCCUGCGCCUACUUGCUGUGGGCUUUCGACUUUUCGUGGCCGGUCGAUGAACACGGCAAUGAGAUCAAGUGCGGGGUAGACGAGAUGAUCGAUCGUCAAGUCAUCGUAGCCCCGAGGCCUUUCGAGCUGGUUUUGAAGCCCAGGAAGAAAGAUCUGGAAGCGCGAUUACUAGCGGCGAUGAAAUCGUAGCCAGAUUCGGGAUUCGUACGUUGGGCUUCCAAAGCGCUCCGGUUUCUUAAUGUACUAUGUUCUGGCCUAUGUUAGAACUCCACAAAUGAACCUUUCCGUAUAGGUUUGCCCUACUUAGGAAUCCCCGAAACAUACGUGAAUUACAAGGAGGUAUGCGCGCAUAUUCCGCAGCGAAUUCACUCCUGGGACUAAACUAGCUUGGCACGCCAAAUCAGCUGCGACGCACCUCCGGGAAGAGACUUUGGUCUGGAACAGCCUGUUCAUCGCCGGCGUGACGCUGCCAUGGGCGUUUGAAUUCCAUUGGCCUGUUGACGAGAAUGGGAGAAGUGAGGUGCGAGGUGGACGACGUGGUUGAUCAUACACAGUUCUCCGAACCCGUUUCGUGUGGUGGUACGUCUGAGAGAAGAGGUGUUAGAGGAACGCCAGACUCGUAGACAGUCCUACAACAUAGAUGGCAGUGCCACAUUCACAAUGACAUGUAUCUUUUUG